Molecule: messenger RNA, 1364 nt
Organism: Humulus lupulus (European hop)
Lineage: Eukaryota; Viridiplantae; Streptophyta; Magnoliopsida; Rosales; Cannabaceae
Exons: 3
Coding region: 164-1084 (306 amino acids)
Source: RefSeq, a predicted model, not a curated record
AGAACGACAAGAAGGGGGAGAGACGAAGCUGAAGAACCAGAAGCCUAGACCUGCUGUCCAAAAGCCACAAAUAGCUCCGACGUUAGCCUUCCCCAGAUCAAUUGUCCCCGCCGCUGCCUAGCACUAGUUGAAGAAGAGGAUGAAUAUGAAGAUUAUUUAAGAUAUGUCGACUCCCAAUAUCUUUGACAUGUACCAGGCCGAAGAGGAAGAGGAAGUCCCUCAACUUCAACGGAGGUCAAAGAAACGAACUGGUGAAACCAGUCGAGGCCCUUCAGCCAAGAAGAGUCGACCAGAAGACCUUCCUCAGGGCACUCCAACCGGGCAAAGUCCUGCGCCAACUGGGCGAACUCCUACCCCUCCUCCAGCUCCUUCUGAACAGCAAAACACCCCUGCUCGGUCCAAUCCUCCACCUGCGCCUGCUAGGGAGCAUCUUUCUCGCGAAGAGGCUCAUGAGGCCAGGCUCGUGAGCCAUACCAUUCGAUCCGCUAAGGAUCGAAUUGAACGGAUUGGCAGAGGUGAGCGUGUUGGGGCCGCCAUGAUCCAAGCUGUAGAGCUACCAGUCGAUCAGAUCCUGAACAGGACUCUGAACGAGAUCUCCAGCGCCUUACUUUCUGCCAUUACUGCUCGUACCCGAGCCCAGGCCUACUUUGAGCAGAUUGAGGCUAAAGUUCUCGAGAAACAUCAGGUGAAGGCGGCUGAGGAGCUUUCGGCUGUUGAAGCCAAACAUGCUAAGGAGUUGGGGACGGUGGUCCGAGAGCGGGAUGCAGCGGUGACCAAACUGUCCGCGGCUGAAGCUGCUAAAGAUGCAGCGGUUAAGCUGAGGGAAGAGUACCGGUCGUACAAUAAAACUCAUCUCCGCGAGAUCAAGCAUCUGGAGGGGGUAGUCAAGUCUAAGGACGAGACUAUUGCCACUCUCGAGGGCAAGGUGCAGCAGUCGGAGCUUGACAACUCCAAGAAUCUGGAAAAGUACAAGAGGGAGACACUCCGAUGUUUCUAUAACUUUUGGAAACACAAUCAGGGUGCUGACUUUAGCUACCUUUCAGAGGAGGUCAGAGUUGCGAAGUUGGCUCGGUGCGCUGCUUAACUGGCUGAAGAGGAGGCGAGAGUUGCGACUCCUGCAACCCCAAGCGUCGUUGGUUUGGACGAAGAAACCAUCGAGGAAGAGACUGACCAGGUUGUUGCCCAGGAUCCUCCUGCCCCCCAUGCCUCUUAAUUUAUUUAGCUGUUCUUCUUUCUUUUUAAACACGCGACCCACGGGUCGCAAUGUAAAGACAAUAAUUUCUUUUUAAACUUGGCUGCACGGGCAGUAAAUCUUUUUGUUUGAACAAUUACAUCCAAGCAGCAAUGCUUGCGGUGUAAAAGCU